CUUCAGAUUUCUCUACUUCUGACGUUACACCCAAAUAUCAACACCUUUCAACAUUACCUCGUAUCCUUUACCUGGUAAGCAAAAUGGCGAAGCCGAUAGAGAUUGUGUCGCCAGAGCAAUUUAGUGAGGUGCUGAAAAGCUCGCGAAUUGUUGUUGCAGACUUCUACGCAGAAUGGUGCGGCCCAUGCAAGCAAAUCGCCCCCUUUUACGAACAGCUCUCGAGAUCUCUCUCCCGCCCAAAAGUUGCAACAUUUGUCAAGGUCAACACCGAGAACGAAGGAGCCAAGCUGGUCACCGCUGAGUACGCCGUCACACAUCUGCCUACAUUUGUCAUCUUCCGCGAUGGUGAGGUUGUAGAGAAAGUUAAGGGUGCCAACCCGAAACAACUUCAGACCGUCCUUGAGAAGCUGAGUGGUGAUAUCGAGAACGUUGCACAGGGCGACAGUUCCGGAGCUAGUUCAGGAGGUAUCGCCUGGCGAGGAGCCGAUCUACCACGAGGCUAUAUUGACGUCUCGGGCACCAUCGACGUACGCGGAUUAGAACUACUGAAUGUUGACGAGAGCCAGUUCUCUGUCCGGACUCUCUUCGACAAGAGCAAGCCCUCAGCAUUAUCCAAGGACAAGGCCUCGAGUACCGAGAAGGAUUGGGUAGAGAGUGACACGGACGAGCAGCUAUUGCUCUUUACUCCAUUCAACUCGGCCGUCAAGCUCCAUACUUUACAAAUCUCCUCCUUGCCACCCACAGACGAGGAUGACGACGACGUGCCGAUGAGACCCAAGACUAUCAAGCUCUUCACGAACCGACCCCACAAUCUUGGCUUCGACGAGGCAGAAGAUAUCGACUCGACCCAGACCAUUGAGAUUAGCGAGAGUGACUGGAACUCUAACGGCACCGCUAACCUGAGCUUGCGAUUCGUCCGAUUCCAGAACGUCACAAGCCUAAUCAUCUUUGUUGUGGAUGGUGAUGGUGAUGGCGACAAGGUUCGCAUAGACCGAAUAAGACUGAUUGGCGAGUCUGGCGGAAAAAGAGAAAUGGGCAAGCUCGAAAAGAUCGGUGAUGCGCCAGGCGAAUAGACUGUACCUAUUAGGUUGCAAUCGUUUAGCAAGCAGUCGCGAUUAUGAUUAUGGACAAUGAGGGCAAUGAAUCAAUAACAAUGAUCAGUUCGAGACGCUUCACGGCCACGGCCGGAGCUAUAUAGAGGUUAUGAAUUGACAUACACCUUGCUGACUGCAAGAAAUUCUUUUUUAAAUU
Molecule: messenger RNA, 1251 nt
Organism: Hypoxylon fragiforme
Lineage: Eukaryota; Fungi; Ascomycota; Sordariomycetes; Xylariales; Hypoxylaceae
Product: DUF1000-domain-containing protein
Exons: 3
Coding region: 84-1073 (329 amino acids)
Source: RefSeq, a predicted model, not a curated record